AUGGUGUCGAUAGAAAGUCUCUUGCCGGAGGUGACCACAUUAUUUAGCCACCAGUUGACGUUGAAAGCAGCGGAUGAAUUGUUUUUUGGUGAUAAAAUGCUCUACCACUAUCACUCAAACGAUGGAUCAAAAAAGGGGAUACCUGAUGGUGGCGAGCAGGAGCGUCGCAAAGGUAAAAACAAGGAUCAGAAAAACAGAAGUUAUGGUGACAUUGUGCAUGAAACUUCUAUUGGGAUGGAUGGUUUACAUAAUGCUAUUGCUAAUGCAAGAAAGACAUUGAAGCAAGCCUUGGGAGACAAUAAUGUUGUAGAAGAUGCAACAAGUGGUGCUCUAACAAAAUUGACUGGAGAAGUUGCGGCAUUAAAAAAAAUAAGUGAUGAAAUGCGAAAUGAAAUUGAAAAAUUGCGUGAAGACUUCCAAAAGAUACUGAAUUACGUCCAUCAGACAGUUAGUAAAGCUCAGUAUCAUUUGCAGUUAAGACCUUGCAUGUCCUCUUCACUGAAAAGAGUUGGAAGUAGGACACUUAUUCUUGGCGAUGGCAAUCUUUCGUUCAGUCUUGCAUUUGCUCGUUUACAUCCUGAGACCGAAAUAUAUGCAAGUGUUUUUGAGAGUUACUCUGAGUAUAUUACGAAAUAUCCUUCCGGUAAAAAGAAUAUUAUCGAACUUCGAACUAAUCAUCCUUAUGUCUACAUAUUAUUUUCGAUCGAUGUCUGCUCACUUCCAAAAGAUUGGACAGGGUUUUACGAUGAUAUUAUAUGGAAUUUUCCUCAUCACUGUGGAAAAACAAAUCUUCGUAAAAGUCGUCAGCUCAUACGAAAAGCAUUUGCAAGUGUUGGGCGAUUAUUAUUAUCGGGUCGUUUCCACAUUACUCUUGCUAAAGGACAAAGCGGAUUAGAUCAUUUAUCUAUACUGUUUAAACGAUGCUUCAAAUAUCAGCGAUUGCCAGAACAUAGAUCGGAUAGUUGGAACGGUACUGACAUUCCUUUACCUGUUUUGACAAAACAAUCAUCGUCGAAAGUUGAGAAACCAUUAGAAGCAUCGAACGAGGAUGAUUUUGAUUUAUUUGGAUCAUCGGAUGAAGAGGAAGAUGCGGAAAAGGAACGUAUCAAACAGGAGAGACUGAAGGCUUAUGCUGAGAAAAAAGCAAAAAAACCAGAAUGUAUUGCCAAGUCUUCUAUUAUUUUGGAUGUUAAGCCUUGGGACGAUACUACAGAUAUGCAAGAAAUGGAGAAACUUGUGAGGAACAUUGAAAAAGAUGGCCUCGUCUGGGGUGGUGCAAAAUUGAUCCCGCUUGCCUACGGUAUUAAAGUGCUGCAAAUUAUAUGCAUUGUGGAAGAUGCGAAAGUUUCUGUGGAUGAUCUUAUAGAUCAGAUAACCGAAGAAGUGUCAGACCAUGUACAUUUUUACUAG
This is a messenger RNA of Acanthocheilonema viteae, 1410 nucleotides long. The record is from the annotation of a GenBank genome assembly. NCBI's taxonomy places the organism in Eukaryota, Metazoa, Nematoda, Chromadorea, Rhabditida, Onchocercidae.